UCUGAACACAUCGAAACCCUGAUGAGCAUCUCUCUUUACUCUGCAAUACAAGUUUAGGGACAGGAGGAAGAGUAAAAGAAUAGAGAACUAUCGUGUAACUCACUGGAAAUGAUAAAUAUUUUCUUGCAACCUGAUAAAUAGAAGUACACUGUCAUCAUGACCCAAGGAAAGGUUUCAGUAGCAAACAAGUCGAACGAUGGCUCCACAGCACCUCCUGCUCCUCCAAGCUAUGAAGAGGCAACUGCAGGUGAUUUCAAAGAAUUUGUUAUUUGUUCUACCUGCAUUGCCACGGGACAGAUGCUCAAUGAGUUUUGCUGGGAUGACCUGAAUGUACGACGAAUAUUCAUAAGGAAGGUGUAUGCUAUCCUGACACUUCAGCUAUCUGUUACUCUGGCCAUCGUGUCUCUAUUUACCUUCUGUGAUCCGAUAAAGGACUACAUACAAUACUAUCCUGGAUGGUACUGGGCAGCAUAUGCAGUGUUCUUUGUCACGUACCUGACACUUUCCUGCUGUGCCGGACCAAGGAGGCAGUUUCCAUGGAAUCUGAUUCUUCUGGUGAUAUUUACGCUGUCUCUUUCCUAUAUGACAGGAAUGUUGGCCAGUUAUUAUAAUACUAAAUCUGUGAUGAUUUGCUUGGGUAUUACUGUUUUGGUCUGUCUCACUGUCUCAGUCUUUAGCUUUCAGACCAAGAUUGAUGUGACCUCAUGCCAGGGUGUGCUGCUUGUUCUGUGCACCUCAUUCUUCAUAUGCGGACUCGUUCUGGCUUUUAUCCUGCCUUUUGGGCAUGUUCCCUGGAUGCAUACUGUUUUUGCUGGGCUUGGAGCAAUACUGUUCAGCUUGUUUCUGGCAUUUGACACACAGCUGCUGAUGGGGAAGAAGCGCUACUCUAUAAGCCCAGAGGAGUACAUCUUUGCCACACUCAACAUCUAUAUGGACAUUGUGUACAUAUUUUCCUUUUUCCUCCAGAUGUUUGGAAAUCAGCGGGAAUAAGCCUGACCUUAACUCGGUUUCCAAGACUAUAGAAGGGUUACAGCAUGCCACAUUCCGUUUCGGGUAAUUGACCA
This is a messenger RNA of Trichomycterus rosablanca, 1064 nucleotides long. Its product is annotated as protein lifeguard 2-like. Bases 157 to 990 code for a protein of 277 amino acids. NCBI's taxonomy places the organism in Eukaryota, Metazoa, Chordata, Actinopteri, Siluriformes, Trichomycteridae. The transcript has 12 exons. Gene Ontology annotation, biological process: negative regulation of apoptotic signaling pathway. Gene Ontology annotation, cellular component: Golgi apparatus; endoplasmic reticulum. The record is from RefSeq and is a predicted model, not a curated record.